UAAAGCUAGGUGUAUGCAUGGAAUAGUAUGCAUACCUAGUUAUCCUCUUGCUUCACUCCUCCCCUUCUUUCCUUUGAAAAAAUUAAUCUUGCCUACUCCUCCAAGAAACCCAACUUUGCUUCCAUGCAAAUGAACAAAUUGCACUAGAUCAUUAUUAUAUUGUUGUAUUUGCACAACAUAAAAGUGAUGCCCAAUUCACCAUUUCUUGUUUGAUCCUUGGUUCUUGAGAUUUGAUUUAAUUCUUGUGUUGCAUGCGUGACGACGAUGAGAUGCCUAAGGCCUGGUGGUGCUCGCCGGCGAUGCCAGCUGCUCGACGGCGACACCGCCGCCUUUUGCGCCUCGCUGGUGGACGGCCUCGCGCAGCUGGAGAGCACGCUGCUUCGUGAGGAGGACGACGGCGAUGGCGGCGGCGGCGGCGGUGGGGCGGUGUCGAUGAGGUGGUGCGCCGACGCCAUGAGGCUGGUGAAGCGGAUGCAGCGGGAGCUUCUGGUCAUGUUCAAGAAGGCCGACGUGCCGGUGGGCAGCGCCGUCUCCUACGGCGGCGGCGGCGGAGGCGGCGACGGCGGCGGGUGCUGGUUCGAGCACUACAUGCAGGAGACGGCGGCGCUGCUCGACUUCUGCAACGCGUUCAAGUCCGCCGUGUCGCGGCUGCACCGCUACUGCAUGGUCGUCGACUUCGCCGCGCAGGUCGGCUGCGCCGGCGCCGGCGCCGCCGCGGAGAACGGCGGCGGCGCCGGCGGCUGGUGGCUGGAGGAGGAGCCGGGCGGCGACGACGCGGGCGCCAUCCGCCACAGGCUGUCCGACGUGAGGGCGGCGGUGAGCGAGGCGGAGCGGCUAGGGAGGAAGAUCAUGUCUAGCUCCAGCGGCGGCGGCGGCGCCGGGGACGACGACGCCGGCGGCAUGGUGGUCGUCAUGCUCGUCGCCAAGAUCACCAUGGCCGUCGUGUCGAUGUUCGUGCUCCAGGCCCUCACCUCACCCAUCGUCCCCCUCGCCGCCGACGUCGACGACGGCCACUGCACCCUUGGCCGCGCCGCCGCCGUCCCGGUCCCCGAGCUCCAGCCAUGGCGAGAAUCCCUCUCCGUGAUCACCGACCGGUUCCCGAGGCGGCCGGGCGUCGCCGAGCACGAGAGGGUGGCCAUGGUGGUGAAGUCCAUGAUGAUCAACACCAAGAUGGAAGGAGAAGAAGAGACCAAAAAUGGCAAACAAGAACAAGAAGAUGACCAUGUUGAGCUUCUAAGAACAAGAUCAGGUGAGCUCAGGGAAGGUGUGGAGAUGUUUGAUUGUGUUUUGGAUGAAGUGUUUGAUGAGGUGAUCAAGGGCAGGAAUGAGAUGCUUGGCAUCUUCAGAGAUAAGGCCCUCACACUGGGCUGAAUUUUUAGAUGUUAGCUAAUCUCUGAAAAGUUAAUUGACCUUGAGCAAUCUGGAAACCAGCAGGGUAUGUAUGUAACCUGGGGUGGAUGCUAAUUUGACUGAUCAAUUUGAGUUGUUUUGUUGAGGGUUUAGAGCUUCUUGCAAUGUGUGAGUAUGUGUUUAUGAAGGUGUUUAAUUAUAUUUGGUUUCCUUUUAUACUUUAAUUUCUCCUUUGGUUUGUAACUUGUUUCAGUGUGACAUACUGAUCAAUAAAGCAUCUGAAGUUUAGAUUUGUUUUAUA
Molecule: messenger RNA, 1651 nt
Organism: Oryza sativa Japonica Group (Japanese rice)
Lineage: Eukaryota; Viridiplantae; Streptophyta; Magnoliopsida; Poales; Poaceae
Source: RefSeq, a predicted model, not a curated record